Lotus japonicus is the source of this 1360-nucleotide messenger RNA. RefSeq names its product agamous-like MADS-box protein AGL104. Lineage: Eukaryota; Viridiplantae; Streptophyta; Magnoliopsida; Fabales; Fabaceae. Gene Ontology annotation, biological process: positive regulation of transcription by RNA polymerase II. The transcript is spliced from 11 exons. Gene Ontology annotation, molecular function: RNA polymerase II cis-regulatory region sequence-specific DNA binding; DNA-binding transcription factor activity, RNA polymerase II-specific; protein dimerization activity. The record is from RefSeq and is a predicted model, not a curated record. Bases 49 to 1197 code for a protein of 382 amino acids.
AUUCCCUUCCCUUUCUCUCCUAUCCAACAGCUCCUCCUUUAAAGCUUCAUGCAUCACUCUCCAUUUAUAAUUUCCUGGUUUUUCCGAUUGAAGAAAAAAAGAGAGAGGGCAUUUUCGGUUUCCUCCUACCGAUUCUCCAUUAUCCUUUGCAUACAUCCUUUGAUAAAACAAAAAAAAAUCAAGAUGGGUCGUGUAAAGCUUGAGAUAAAAAGAAUAGACAACACCACAAAUCGACAAGUUACAUUCUCAAAGCGUAGAAAUGGCCUCAUCAAGAAAGCUUAUGAGCUAUCCGUCUUGUGUGACAUUGAUAUCGCCCUUAUAAUGUUUUCUCCAUCAGGAAAAGUUAACCAUUUUUCCGGUAGAAGGAGGAUCGAGGAUGUUUUCACUCGUUACAUUAAUCUUCCUGAUCAAGAAAGAGAUAAUGCUGUAAGUUUUCCUGAGUUACCUUACCGCAGGGGUAUUCAGAAUAAGGAGUACUUGCUUAGGACACUUCAGCAACUGAGAAGUGAAAAUGAUAUAGCUCUCCAGCUAGCCAAUCCGGGAGACAUUAACUCUGAGAUUGAGGAACUCCAUCAAGAAGUUAGUAGGUUGCAGCAACAACUUCAAAUGGCUGACGAGCAGAUAAGGAUAUAUGAACCUGACCCAUUAAAGAUGACAUCCAUGGGGGAGCUUGAAGCAAGCGAAAAACACCUACUAGAUACAUUGACACGUGUUAUACAGAGAAAGGAUUAUCUCUUGAGCAACCAACUAUCUUCGUAUGAUCCAUCUGGUAUUCAGGGGAUGCCUACUUCUUUCGAGAAUGUAAGUUGGUUGCAAGAUGGUAGCCAGAACCAUCCCCAGAUGUUUGACGCUUCUGCCCCCUUGGAUCCUCUCAGGGAUUUACCUUCCACCGUGUAUGGUUCAUUUUCACAAGGCACAAGCUCAAACGCUGACCCGCGAGGCAUGGGGGAGUGCCAUGUGGCAAAUCCGAGCGAUGCAAACAUUCCAGCAUGGCCACAAGGAUACACGUUGUAUCCACACAUUCAGCAUGACAUGGUGGCACCCCAUCCUGACAUCCAAGACAUGAUGCCACAUGGGCAGGUGAACAUGCCAAUAACCGCCUCACACGUGGAGCCGCCGAAGAAUGAAGCUGCUGAAUAUGAUCAAUGUAAACAACAGCAACAACAACCGCAUCAUCACCAGCUUAAUACUCAAUGACACAUAUUGCUCAAUGUGCUGUCGGAAUGGAGAAGCCAUGUCCAAUUCUUAAUUAUCAUUUUUUGUUUCAAAUGUGAAGUUAACCAGCGGCAAAAAUUGCUAUGUUAGCUGGGUAUAAUGUGUAAGAUUACCUAUAUGAUGAUAAUGUGCAUAUAUUAAACUA